AUGUCCCACGGAAAGCCAUUUACGUUGUACUCCCAUGUUGGUGGACCCAACGGCUGGAAAGUCGCUUUCGUGUUGAACGAGUUGGGUCUGCAAUAUGAGACGAUUUACUUUGAAUUUAGCAAAAACGAGCAGAAGUCCCCCGAGCAUCUGAAGUACAACCCGAACGGCAGAAUUCCUACUUUAGUUGACCACAGCAAUCAUGACUUCGUUGUUUGGGAAUCCAAUGCAAUUUUGACAUACUUAGUGGAGAAGUAUGACACGACCCAUAAGAUCUCUAUGGCUGAUGCCGGUGAGAAGGUCGCUCAGCUUCAGUGGCUAUUCUUCCAAGCGUCGGGUCAGGGGCCUUACUUCGGCCAAGCAGGCUGGUUUCUACUUUACCACCACGAGAAGCUUCCUAGUGCCAUUGAAAGAUACCAGAAAGAAGUUAUACGCGUCUUCGGUGUACUGGAAAGUGUUCUAUCGAAGCAGGACUGGCUCGUUGGCGGAAAAUGCACCAUCGCAGACCUCUCAUUCAUUCCAUGGAACAACGCAGCACUUAAAAUGCAUGUUGCGGAUUAUAGCGGCUUCGAUUUUGAGAAGGAUUUCCCAGCAGUCUACAAGUGGCAUAAUGCCAUGCUAUCAAGGGAGUCUGUUAGCAAGGCCCUCGCCGAGAGACAAUCCCUGUUGGCAAAGUAG
Fibroporia radiculosa is the source of this 675-nucleotide messenger RNA. RefSeq lists its product as uncharacterized. NCBI's taxonomy places the organism in Eukaryota, Fungi, Basidiomycota, Agaricomycetes, Polyporales, Fibroporiaceae. The transcript is spliced from 6 exons. The record is from RefSeq and is a predicted model, not a curated record. The coding region runs from base 1 to 675 and encodes 224 amino acids.